ACGAGGAGAGGAGACAUGAGACGGUGAGGUGGACGACGGGCAUCCCGAGGGGAGACGGACCGGUGCAGACAUGACCACCAUGCUGAGUCCCAAGAUCAAGCAGACCAGGAGAGCCAGGUCCAAAAGCAUGGUAAUGGGCGAGGUAAGCCACGGCUCUGCUCGCUCCACAUCUCCAGGCCUCCAGGAGGGGGUGAUAAAGGCUGGCUGGCUGAAGAAGCAGAGGAGCAUCAUGAAGAACUGGCAGCUGCGGUGGUUCGUGCUACGUUCAGACUAUCUCUACUUCUACAAGGACGAGGAGGAGACCAAGCCUCAGGGUUGCGUCCCACUCAAGGGGAGCCAGGUGAACGAGCUCACAGCCAAUCCAGAGGAAGCAGGACGAUUUUUAUUCGAGAUCGUUCCAGGUGCUGCUGGUGAGAAAGACAAAGCCACUGUGAGCCACGAAGCCUUUCUGCUUAUGGCCAACUCCCAAAAUGAAACGGACGACUGGGUGAAGGCCAUCAGACGGGUCAUCUGGGCUCCUUUUGGAGGAGGGAUUUUUGGGCAGCGCCUGGAGGACACGGUUCUGUAUGAGAAGAAGUUCGGGUCUCGACUCGCCCCCCUGUUAGUCGAGCAGUGUGUGGAUUUUAUCAGGGAGCAGGGGCUCGACGAGGAGGGGCUGUUUCGGAUGCCGGGUCAGGCCAGCCUGGUCAAGGAGCUUCAGGAUGCCUUUGACUGUGGAGAGAAACCUCAGUUUGACAGUAACACUGACGUCCACACUGUGGCCUCCCUGCUGAAGCUGUACCUCAGGGAGCUUCCCGAACCGGUGAUUCCCUUCUGCAAGUACGAGGAUUUCCUCACCUGCGCUCAGUUUCUAGCCAAAGACAGCGAGGAGGGUUUGGAACAUUUAGAACAGCAGGUGAAGACUCUUCCCUCCGCCAACUACAACCUUAUGAAAUAUAUAUGCAAGUUCCUGGACGAAGUGCAGUCACACGCUGCCGAAAACAAGAUGAGCGUACAGAACCUGGCCACUGUGCUCGGACCCAACAUUCUCCGGCCCAAAAUGGAGGAUCCAGUAGCCAUAAUGGAAGGAACCUCGCUCGUCCAGCAUCUCAUGACGGUCCUCAUCAGCAACCACGAUCGGCUGUAUCCCGACCUGGAGCCUGAAGCUCCCGAGGCCUCCGCGGACGUGAGAUCCCAGUCUCAGCAGCAGUCCACCAGUCUGGUUGGCUGGAUUUCCGAGGAAGAUCUGUCAGCUGGGAAGAGCCUCAACCCCAGUGACAACCCCAGCAGCAGCAGUACCUCAUCCCUGGAUGGGAUCCCUGCAGUUCCUGCUUCUAAAUCUCCUCAAGGUCCUCAAGGGAAAGGCGAACCCGCCAUCAGCCCUAGCAAGCAGGCCAAGACUUUACCCUCCUGGAAGUACACGUUCAAAAACUCCUCCCCACGACCACAACCCUCCAAAACCUCCACCGCCUCCUCAGACACGGCCAGCGUCUCCAGCGGAAACUGGCUGAUGAACGGGCUGUCGUCGCUGAGAGGGCACCGCCGCACCUCUGCGGGGGAACGCACCCGAGAUUCCGGGUCAUCCCAAAGACUGUCGACCUACGACAACGUGACGUCCGCGUCGAGCCUCGGGAGCGCGCCCAGUGAUGGCGGUGGCACGCCGUGGUCAGCCUCAUCGUGUGAGAUCUCGGUCACAGAUUUCGGAGGUGACAGCUCAGAGGUGGAAAACCAGAACGAGAUCAGGACAGAACCGGAGAACUCCGAGCACCCAGCGGAUGAAGGGAAGUCCACGGAACAAGAGGACGGUUGCACCAACAAGGGCUCGAGUUGCAGCAGUGACACCGGCGGCGCGGUGCUGCCGGUCAUCACGGUAGUGGCUGAGGACUCUGAGGAAGGUCCAUCACUGACCAGUGUGGUAGAAAAACUGAAAGAGGAACUGCUGAAUCAGAAGCUGCUUUAUGAAUCCAGAAUCUACAAGCUGGAGGAGUCGAGCGCGCUGCUCCGUACCCAGACGGAAAAAUUUGAACACGAGAUGGAGCAGGAGAAGAAGAAGCAGAAGAUGCUGGAGAUCAGGCUGCGUAACUCCGAACGGGCCCGGGAGGACGCUGAGAACCGGAACAGACUCCUGGAGAAGGAAAUGGAGGACUUCUUUUCCACCCUGGGGGACCUGGCCCUCGGGACUCGGACCAGUGACAUUUAGCCGGUGCUGUUUGUUUUGACAUGAGGCGUGAGGGUGUUUGUGGGAACUGUGGGCAGCGGCGUCUCUUAAGUACCGUUUUCUCAGGUCAGUGCAGGAGUGUGUGGGGACGGAAUUUCUUGACCUGGACCUAAGACGGGCGUAUUUAGGGUAUUUAAGGAUGAUUAUGAAGCUUCUUUUACUAAGACCUGUAACAUAUAACUGUGGUCAGUUCUUACCAGUAAUUACGGCUAUUUAACGACGUUUGCAGCUAAUUAUCGUGGCUCUUGCUGCUCCUCGAUCUUGCGGGUCCAUAUUAUGUAACCAGAUAACGUAUGGGAAAGUCUUUCCAAAAACGAUCCUUUAAAAGAGCUCAAAUCGUGAGCAGGCUAUGCCCACAAGCUUUGUAAACCUACCCAAGUUUACCACUGGAAUGUAUUAAUUCAUAAAAAGAAUUAAUGAUGUAGAAA
Messenger RNA from Trichomycterus rosablanca, 2625 nucleotides. It is a transcript of the gene arhgap22b, whose product is annotated as rho GTPase-activating protein 22. The coding region runs from base 71 to 2179 and encodes 702 amino acids. The transcript is spliced from 10 exons. Gene Ontology annotation, biological process: activation of GTPase activity; signal transduction. Gene Ontology annotation, molecular function: GTPase activator activity. The record is from RefSeq and is a predicted model, not a curated record. NCBI's taxonomy places the organism in Eukaryota, Metazoa, Chordata, Actinopteri, Siluriformes, Trichomycteridae. Gene Ontology annotation, cellular component: focal adhesion.